AUGACUAAAGGAAAACUUUUUGGACAAGAAAAAUCAUUUAAAACCCAAAAGGUUUUAGUUGCUGCCAAAUAUGGUGGUGUUGAUGUUCAACUUAUUAACUCUCAACCACCAGUUGCCAAAUUUCCACUUGGUGUUUCACCAGCCUAUGAAGAUGGAGAUGUAAAACUUUUUGGUUCUGAUGCUAUUUCUCUUCACCUUGCUGGAAAGUCAUUCCCAGAAGCUAAAUGUUCCGAAGUUUGUCAAUGGCUCCAAUAUGGUGAAGGAAAACUUGUUCAAACAGUUUUAAAUUAUGUUCUUCCAUCUAUUUCAGCUGCCAAAGUUGAUCAUGAUGUUCUUGUUGCAGCUAAAGCUGAAUUUUUAGGACAAAUGAGUUCACUUAAUGAGAUAUUAGUUGUUAAAACUUUUCUUGUUGGUGAAAGACUUUCUUAUGCAGAUAUUUCUAUUGCUUUAAAUCUUCUUCCAGCUUAUGAACAUGUUCUUGAUAAACAUGCUCAAACUAAAUAUCAAAAUGUUACUAGAUGGUUUAAUACAGUUGUUAAUCAAGAAAAAGUAAAAUCAGUUAUUGGUGAGGUUAAAUUUGCAACUAAGGAAGCAACCUUUGAUCAAGAAACUUUCAAUAAACUUUCAGCCAAAGCCCUUUCUGCUUCACAAGCUUCAGCUAAGAAAUGCGAUAAGAAGGAAGAAAAGAAAACUGAAAAGAAAGAAGAUGAAAAGAAAGUUGAGAAAAAGAGUGCAAAGAAAGAAGCUGUACCACAACCAGAACCAGAGCCUGAACAACCAAAAUUCGUUGAUCCAUUUGCUUCAAUGCCUGCUGGUAAAUUUGUUAUGGAUAACUUCAAACGUGUUUAUUCAAAUGAAGAUACAGCAACAAAGGCUAUUCCAUGGCUCUGGGAGAAUUUUGACAAGGAUAAUUAUUCUAUCUGGUAUGGAGAAUACAAAUACCCAGAAGAUUUAACACUUGCUUUUAUGUCAUGUAAUCUUAUUUCUGGUAUGUUCCAACGUCUUGACAAAAUGCGCAAACACGCUUUUGCUUCUGUUUGUCUUUUUGGUGAAGAUAACAAUUCAACAAUUUCUGGUAUAUGGAUAUGGAGAGGUCAUGAACUUGCCUUCCCAUUAUGCCCAGACUGGACAAUUGACUAUGAAAGUUAUAGUUGGAAAAAACUUGAUGUCGAUAAUGAAGAAACCAAAAAAAUGAUUAAUGAAUACCUUUUAUGGGAAGGAGAUUUUGGAGGUAAAAAAUUCAAUCAAGGAAAAAUUUUCAAAUAA
Molecule: messenger RNA, 1266 nt
Organism: Strongyloides ratti
Lineage: Eukaryota; Metazoa; Nematoda; Chromadorea; Rhabditida; Strongyloididae
Product: Elongation factor 1-gamma
Exons: 3
Coding region: 1-1266 (421 amino acids)
Biological process (GO): translational elongation
Cellular component (GO): nucleus; cytoplasm
Molecular function (GO): translation elongation factor activity
Source: RefSeq, a predicted model, not a curated record